AUUAUCAUCGGGCGGCCUACGUCGGAGCUCCGAUCCAUCACUUAGUCCUUAUCAUAGCGAGUGUGAGACUGUUACACAGCGGUGAACUAGUUUGUAAAGAUGUAUGUAUAUACCACCACACCUACUAAACCCACCCCUCUCCACUCUUCUUCUUCUUCUUCUUCUUCCGCCACAUUUAUUCCUAAAUUUCACCUUCAUUUCUCCACUCCUAACCCUAAUCCAUCCUAUCCUCAUCAGGUUAUCAAGCAUCGUCGUCAUCGAUUCGCGGUUCUGAGAUGCUCUCAUGCUUCAACUUCGCCACAAUAUGGAGGUACAUAUGAUCCGGAACUGAACUAUGUGCUUCAGCUUGCAACUGGUUCUGAAUUGUAUGAACUCAAACAAAUUCUUUUUGGCAAAAGUUAUUUCAGUCCAUUGUUGAAGUCAAUUGCAAGGCCUAAGGACAUCGACUAUGUCAUGAUUGAACAAGAUCCAGACGAAAGAGAUGACUUUAUUGCGAUGCUUGAAUCAAGAUUCUUUUUCCUUGCUGCUGAUGCACGUUCCACAUUAAGGGGUUGGAGGCCAUCAUAUAGGAAUGUGUUGCUGGGUGUACGAAAAAGGCUGAAAAUACCUUGCUCAGCCAAAUUGAAAACGGAAGACCUAGAAGUAGAGAUAUUUCUUUAUCUGCUGCAGGAUUACUCUAGUGAUGAAGCAGGAAGGCUAACCAAAUCAUUGACUCCUGAUGGUCAGGGUAGUUUAGAAAUUGGUCUCAGCCAGUGGAAAAUUCAAUCUGUUUCUGCUUUUAGGGCUGGAGCACUGGGACUCCGUUCAGUGAUUUUAAAGGGUGGUGGAAUUUUCACAUUAGGGAAGUUAUAUAAGUUGUUAGCAAGGGGGCUAUCUGGAAAAUUAUUUUUGGAAGCUGCCAACUAUCAGAUAAAGAAUGAAGUACUCAGGAAGGGUGGACACUUGGCCGCCAUUAACUUGGAGUCAAGAGCGGCCUUGCUUGCAGCAAAACAGGGUUUAACAGGUGCUGCAUCUAGGUACAUUGGACUUAGGAGCAUGAUGACUUUGUUCGGACCAAUGCUGUGGGGUACCUUGUUGGCAGAUGUCGUCAUUCAGAUGCUUGGAACAGAUUAUGCUAGAAUCCUUCGAGCAAUUUAUGCAAUUGCACAGAUUCGGAUUGCACGUACACAUCAGUUACCAAAUGAUAUCAGCUGAAGUCUGUUUCUUGCGGUAUUGAGUUAAUAGCUUCAUAUGGUUUAAAGCUUUGACAGCACCAAAGGUGUUCUCAUGUUUUGAUACUUGUGUUUAUCACUAUCUUUUCAAUUUUUGCAAAUUGUUAAUAGGUCUGGACUGUUUACAGUUCUACAAAUCAUACUGUGUGAUAGUUGUAGAUACAUUGUAUAGGCUAGUUACAUGUAUAUGUAGAUUUUUAAUUCACGUAGAAUGGAAAUUUUUUGUCUUAUAA
Molecule: messenger RNA, 1444 nt
Organism: Daucus carota subsp. sativus
Lineage: Eukaryota; Viridiplantae; Streptophyta; Magnoliopsida; Apiales; Apiaceae
Exons: 12
Coding region: 100-1194 (364 amino acids)
Source: RefSeq, a predicted model, not a curated record